This is a messenger RNA of Candidozyma pseudohaemuli, 1944 nucleotides long. RefSeq names its product transcription factor TFIIIC subunit. Gene Ontology annotation, cellular component: transcription factor TFIIIC complex. The transcript is spliced from 2 exons. Gene Ontology annotation, biological process: transcription initiation at RNA polymerase III promoter. Lineage: Eukaryota; Fungi; Ascomycota; Pichiomycetes; Serinales; Metschnikowiaceae. Bases 1 to 1944 code for a protein of 647 amino acids. The record is from RefSeq and is a predicted model, not a curated record.
AUGUCGAAUAGAGAUCAUGCUAAGAAGCAUUCCAUGGACAUCCCCCAUGUCACGUCCGUGGAAUUGCCUUUCAACGUGAAAAACACAGACAGAGCAGUCCAUAUGCUAGGAGGAAAACAGAGGAUCCAGAAGGCUAUCAACUCACAAUACAGACCAACAGCCAUUCAGCCCAGCAGCCAUGCUGUCGACGACAAGAAUUUGGAAUUGAGGCUCCGAAAUGAUCCUUUUCAUCAUCCAGUACAGGCUUCGGUUAACAGAAGGGAAAAGGUCCUACUUAAGGUAUCCAUCCCAAAGUCAAGUCUUCCUAAGGAUUACCACGAGAACCCACAGAAAUACCCCGUCAGAGACCUUCUUAGGCAAUCCAAGGAUGACGGUCAUCAUGCAAAGGUAGAGCCUGUCGCCAUAAUCAACAAGAACUACAGCUUUCGUGCCAUAGCUGACUUCCAGAUGACUACGAAGAACAACAAGAUGGCACAAGACUUUAAUAACCAAGUUUUGAGACUGAGCCAGUUUGAUGACUACAAGAAAUUCUAUCAGGAUAAGCUUACAAAGACAGACGACUACAAAAACCCCGAGAUAUUCGAGAACAAGGACCACCAACUAAUCCCACCUCCACAUUUCAGCGGCAUUCGGUUCCCAUUCGAUUUCAGGUAUCAAAAGAGUCCAUACACAGUAACGCUACGAGACGAAGAAGGCAAUGCCAAGGUGGUGAUGAAGUCGGAUUCCAAAAAGUUGUUCACCAACACCGUUGACUUCUACAGCGACUCGAUCCCUGAAGCACCUCUACCCGAGAUUAUCAAAAAAUACGAAUGGAUGGUGUCAGCAGAUCUAUCACAUGAGUAUUCGGACAAAAAGCUUUUCGAUUGCGUUCAUUUUCUCAGGAGGCUAUUUGAGAUCAAGCCUAUUUGGCUAAGAAAGCUGCUUGUUGAUGUCACUCCAGAGCCAUUGAAGGCAGCUGUGAAAGAGGCGCUUCCGUAUGUUUCUUAUUGUUACAAAAAUGGUCCCUGGAGAUUUUGCAACGUGAGACUUGGAGUCAACCCCAAGGACAGCAGCUCUUACUGGGUUUACCAGAGUGGAUAUUUCCGUUUACAAGGGCUCCGUACCAAAUUCGAUCAAAGCGAAGAUACUGUACGGGUGGUCCCCAACACCAUUAAAAUGAACGAUCCAAACUCUGAAGUGAUGGUCUCUGAGCACUUGUUGUUCACCGGUAAGAAGCUACCUGGAGCGAUCAAUUACCAGAUCGGUGAUAUUAUGGACGACGAUAUUGUUUCUGUAAUCAAACGUGCUGAAUUACACGGAGAGCUUUUGAGGGACACUUUGGACUCGCAGGAAGGCUGGAUCAAAAAGCAGAUCAUCGAGACCAUUCGUCGUAUCGUCAGGUAUAAGCUACGUCGGUUGUACAAAGAGCUCCCCAUUGAGCGUGAGAAGAUACACGAAAUUAUCGAAGCAGAUUACACGGAGAAGGAAGGAGAGGAAAAUGACGAGGACAUGGAUGAGGAUGAGGAGGAGGUUGAUGAAGAGGAUGAGGACGGCGCGGAGCACACAAACGAGGCCGAUGACAACGACAUGGACGAGGAUGUAGUGGAUCCAGCUUCCGUCACGGAAGAAUCCAUUCUCAGCAGAAUCAGGCAAGCAGAUGGCCCAGCAGCAGAGAAACUCGCGUCCUUCGAGGCCACCGAGACCGCCCUUGCAUUUUUCGCUGCCGGUGCAGUCUACUUUGCCUUGAUCACCGGUACCAUUCCUACCAGCGAGUUGGUGCAGAAUGAGAUCUUGCCAUUCUUGCCAUGGUGGGCCUUGGUCACUUUCGGCAGUUACGCCUUGGCCACGCUAGGCUGGGGUGUUCUCACUUUCAAGGACAAGGAGAAGAGCUACAGGGAGUUGUUGCAGCAGAUAGACGAGGCUAAGACUUUCUACAAGGAGAAGGGUCUUGACUUGGAUGAAUAG